AUGCUCUUCUUCAGCUUCUUCAAGACGCUCAUUGACCAGGAGGUCACCGUCGAGCUCAAGAACGACAUCCAGCUCCGCGGCACGCUGAAGAGCGUGGACCAGUACCUCAACAUCAAGCUCGACGACAUAUCCGUCCUCGAGGAGCUCAAGUACCCUCACAUGAGCUCCGUCAAGAACGUCUUCAUCCGAGGAUCCGUCGUCCGUUACGUUCACCUCCCCGCUGCCUCGGUAGACACGCAACUGCUGGAAGACGCCACGCGCAGAGAGGCUUCUACGCAACAAGCAAAGGCCAAGUAA
Molecule: messenger RNA, 297 nt
Organism: Cordyceps fumosorosea ARSEF 2679
Lineage: Eukaryota; Fungi; Ascomycota; Sordariomycetes; Hypocreales; Cordycipitaceae
Product: small nuclear ribonucleoprotein LSM2
Exons: 4
Coding region: 1-297 (98 amino acids)
Biological process (GO): mRNA splicing, via spliceosome
Cellular component (GO): U4/U6 x U5 tri-snRNP complex; precatalytic spliceosome; Lsm1-7-Pat1 complex
Molecular function (GO): RNA binding
Source: RefSeq, a predicted model, not a curated record